Messenger RNA from Equus quagga, 4991 nucleotides. Its product is annotated as zinc finger protein 77-like. The record is from RefSeq and is a predicted model, not a curated record. Gene Ontology annotation, biological process: negative regulation of transcription by RNA polymerase II. The transcript has 4 exons. NCBI's taxonomy places the organism in Eukaryota, Metazoa, Chordata, Mammalia, Perissodactyla, Equidae. Gene Ontology annotation, molecular function: DNA-binding transcription repressor activity, RNA polymerase II-specific; RNA polymerase II cis-regulatory region sequence-specific DNA binding. The coding region runs from base 1612 to 3207 and encodes 531 amino acids.
AAAAUCAAAUCCUGCUGGGUUAAGGAGAGGCUGUAAUCCUGUUAAAAAACCAAAUUCAACUCGUAGAUUUUAAAGAUCACAUUGGUUUUUUCCAACGAGUGUUUUCCCACGAAUGUUUAUUCAUGAAUCGGGCAGCUGGAAGGAGCCUGGAGGAGCAGUAGGAAAUGAAAGGCUCUCGCAGGCAGAAGGGAGCGGGAACAAGGAAGUUAUGUUAGCAGAAAGUGCAUUAUUUGUGGCAAGGUCAGGUCCAUCAGGCGGAUGACCUCGCUACUGCUGGCCAGGUAAUUCCUGAUUGACUGGUUUCAGAUUGCAUUCCUGGGAGAGGCAGAAACUGCAGUCGUCUCAGUUUGGUGGCGUGUGGCUUAGCAUAAGUGACUCCAUUUCUGCAUCUGAGCGCUCGUUCCGACGGGCGGGGGUCGGGCCUGCGGGGCGCGCGGAGGCCGAGAGCGUCUGGGAAGGAGGGGGCGAUGGUGCGCAGGGGUCAGGCGGUGGAGACGAAGCAUCCGAGCUCAGUGAGCACACUUUCCUUCCGGAGAGGGACCGCAGGGGCGGGAGGAGGGACGCGCCCGGGGCAGGGGCUCCGCGGGAGGGGGCGCUGUGGCCGGAGGACCCGCAGGAGCUGGGCGGCGUUUGUCUGGAGCGGACGGAGCGGGAGGCCGGGUGUGGUGCUGAUGGCAGGUCCCCGAGCGCAGCCCGUCCUCGGAGGGGCCGUCUGCGGGCCCGGGCUGCGGGCGGCCCAGGGCGGCGUCUGCGGAGGAGAGGCUGAAGCAGCGUGGCCGACACGCAGUUUGUUCUGCUCGUCGGUGGGGACGAGCGGAUCGAUUAAUCCUUGAACAGACACAGAAUGCAGAUUUAGAGGGCUCCCUCUGGCUGUGUCAUAGUUACAACUUGUCUGUGUGUCUUAGAUGGGGGGUUCCAUUCACCUUUGAUGGAUGUUUUCCGAUGUCUCAGGGAGGAUUCAGCGUUGCCACCUGACCCCUUGGGCUCCGCCUCUGUGACCCUCCAGCACCCACAGUUUCUCCCGUUCCUGCCUCAGCUCCAGCAGCGGUGAAGGGACUGGACCCGUUUUCCCUCCUUUCUUCCUUGUCAUGUGGGCGUCAGGGGUCAGGUCUCUGCCUUGUUCUGCUGACUUGUGUUGUUCUGAGACUGAACCAGAGACACCGCUGGGGACAGUGUGUCCGUGCAGAGCGCGUCCUCUCUUCCAGGAGAACUGCGGGGACAGUGCAUGCGUUCCUCUCCUUCCUGUGGGCGGUGGAGUCACGGGGUAAAGAGGUUCAUGAAAAUCGUAGAGAAACUGCCAUGCAGGGGGCAGUUUGUGACACUGUGAUCCUGUCCCACUUCCUGUUAAUAGCUGGUCGUCAGAGGUUAAUGCAGAUUCUGUGACAUGUGAUCUGUGACCAAGACGUGUCGAGUGCUGAUUCCUUAACUUAGUUUGUCGUCAUGAGGACGAUAGUGACCUCGUGUCUGUUCUCUGAGAGGGAUGAGCAGUGACCAGUUACUUAAACCAUAAAGUGCCCCGGAGUUUCCCUCCCCUGCUUUGUGCUUGACGCAGGGGAGCAGUGACUCUGCGGUUCCCGUUCACACUGUCGACGAAAAUAUUUUCAUCUAUAAAUGAAAAUUUGGGACUCGCUGGUCUUUGAGGACGUGGCUGUGAACUUCACCCCGGAGGAGUGGGCUCUGCUGGAUGGUGCUCAGAGGAAGCUCUACAGAGACGUGAUGCUGGAGACCUGCAGGAACCUGGCCUCCGUGGAUUGUUGCACUCAAGAAAGAACAGGUGGAUCAAUUUCUCAGUGGGACAUUUUGGAGAAUGAACUAUUCAGUGAAGAGAAAAUAGUAAGAUUCACAAGAAAUGAUUCCUGGUCUGUUUUUGGAGAAAACUGUAAAUUUCAAAGCAUUGGAGAUCAGCACCCAGCCCAGGAGAGGCGUGUGAGGAGCCAUUGGGUGGAGAGUCUCCAUGGAAGUAAUGAAGGUGAUGGCUGUGGAGAAACCCUGAACCAGAUUACAGACCUUCCUGUGCCUGAGAGGUGUCCGACUGGAGUUAAACCCGGUGAAUGCACGAAGUGUGGAAAAGCCCUCACGGAUUGUUCUCUCCUUAAGAAGCGGCAACGAUCUCACACUGGACACAAACAUUAUCCAUGUGAGGAAUGUGGGCAGGCCUGCAGUUGUGUCUCAUGCCUUAGCACUCAUAUGGAAACAUACUUUGUAGAGAAACCCUAUAAAUGUCAGGAUACCGGGAGAGCAUCUAAGAGAUUCAUGAAGAGUCUGGGUAGUAACAAGUCUUUCGAGUGUAAGAAAUGUGGAAAAACUUUCACUUGCCCCUCCUCCUUUCAGGGACAUCUGAGAGUUCACUCUAGAAAGAAAAUCCACACAUGUAAAGUGUGUGGGAAAUCCUUUAUGUAUGACUCCUACCUGACACGACACUUGAGAACCCACACUGGAGAGAAACCCUAUGCAUGUCAGGAGUGUGGGAAGGCCUUCAGUUACCCCGCAUCCCUGCAAGGACACAUGAGGAUGCACAGUGGAGAGAGACCUUAUGUGUGUAAGGAAUGUGGGAAAGCCUUCGGUUGUGCCAAAUACUUUACUGUGCACAUGAAAACGCACAGUGGAGUGAAACCCUAUGAAUGUACGGAAUGUGGGAAAGCCUAUAGCUGUUCCUCCUCCCUCCGAGAACAUGUGCGAAUGCACAGUGAAGAGAAACCCUAUGAAUGUAAGGAGUGUGGGAAAGCCUUCAGGCAUCCUCGAUAUUUUCAGAGACAUGUGCGAAUGCACAGCGGAGUGAAACGUCACGAGUGUAAGGAAUGUGGGAAAGCUUACAGUUGCUCCUCGUCCCUUCGAGAACAUUCAAGAACCCACACUGGGGAGAGGCCCUUUGAGUGUCAGCAGUGUGGGAAAGCCUUCACUCGUCACUCCUCCCUUCGAGGACACGUGAGAACGCACAGUGGGGAGAGAGCCUAUGAAUGUUCACACUGUGGGAAAGCCUUCCGUUGGCCCUCGUCCUUACAGAAACAUGUGAGAACACACAAUGAGGAGAAGCCCUAUGCGUGCCAGCAGUGUGGCAGAGCCUUUUGGUACCCAGCAAACCUGCGAGCACACAUGAGAACGCACACCAGGGGGAAGCCCUAUGAGUGUCAGCACUGUGGGAAAACCUUCAGGCACCCUGCAAACCUGCGAGUGCAUGUGAGAACACACACUGGGGCGAGACCGUGAAGAUAAAGACUAUGGGAAAGCCUUCAUUCUCCCUUAAAGCCUUGUUGUAAAUGCCAGCAAACCCACUGGAGAGAGAUGAAUGGAAAGAUCGUUGGGAAACCUUCCACUGCAGCACCUCACUCAUUUUGUACUGGAAAACUCGGGGCAGGACAGAAGUCUUUCAAUUGUUAAAAAUAUUUUUUUUCUUUGUAAGGUCUCAUCUUUAAUAGGAUUCCCACUGUAUUGAUUUCUAGUUCAUGUUGCUGAUAUAAAAUACUGAAUAAUAUUCCUUUAGGACCCCAUCAUCUGUAUUUUGUUAUCUCAGACUUUAAAUAUCUGUAUAGUUCUAUAAAAAUUGUCUCAUUUCCAUUACCAUGUGUUUUGGACCCAAGGGUGCUAAGUGGUUGUGGUUUUUUGUUUUUUAUUCAUGUGUAACUUGAUAGAAUGUUAGAGAAAAUUAUGUGAUCAUGGUAUGAGACCUGUAUUGCUGAAAUUUCUUUUCUGGUCCAGUGCUGCACAUACCAGAAUUUUCUGACUCGAUAUCUAGCCUCCCUCAGUCUUUAUUAUUGAAAGAUGUAUCUUCCACAUUUGUUUAUUGCUGAUGGAUACCACCUCUGUGUUCCUCACAGGAACUAGCAAUUGUGGAAAUAUGUGAGGAGAGUCCCACCUGAUGAUGUUCAUAAUUUGACCUGUGGUCAGUGUCCUCUAUCUUGGUUGGAAAUUGUCAUGAUGCUUUGAGUUCAGAAGAGAGAGUUGUGGCAUGAAGAUGGAUCUGGAGUCCAGAUGCUUCUACUGAACUGUGCUGUCACUUUGGGGAAGGUGGGAAACCGUGUAUCCCAGAGUCCUUCUGUUUGUGGCUCUGAGUUAAAGUGCCCGAGCAGAGGAAGACACAUGAGGUUUGGAAAGCGGAAGUGGAGAAGCCAUGAUUCUCAGUUCUCCUGUCCCAUCAGGAGACAGAGGUGCCUGGGAACCUAGGGGCCUGUGUCACAGCACACUUUUCUGACUUCUGGCUCUGCCCAUCUGGAACAGCCCCAACCAAACACCAUGUUUGACGUUGGUUCCCUCUUAGACAGCAGGUUCCACAGACUUUCCCACAAGCUCCCCCAUGGUGGACUCUCUGGUUUGCUGGUUCACAUGGUUCCUUGCAUUUUCCUUCAGCCCUUUGGUGACUAUCAGGCCACUUGUUCAUGCUGUCACACAGUGACCUUCUCUCACCCUUGACCCCCUCCAUCUCCAAUGCUUCUCCUAAUGACAUGAAUUCUGUAGGGAGUAUCUUGUUCUCUACUAGUGGAUCUGUUUCCUGCCUCCACCCUCACAGAUUUAAUGCUGCAGCCACAAAUGCAGGAAACUUCCUUCCCAGGUUGCAUUGUUGAGAGGCUGCAAUAAUCCUGCAUUUCUUGUUUCUGGAUAUUUCCCUGAUUAAAAGCAGCAGUUGUGAAUGUAUCUGGCACUUUAUGAGAGUUUUCUCUUACAGCUGAGUACUCUCUAAAUGAUAAAACCAGUAUGUUUAGUUACUUUCUACUUUUAUAUGUGAUUACCCAGUGUUGUUUCAUUUUUUUGUGUCAUUCAAAACAAUGUACAUUUUUUGGUCAAAUAUAGUUCUCUAGAUUUUUUCUUGGGAAGCACACAUUACUUUGUUUUUCAAAUCUCUUGUAUAGUUACAAGUGUUACGAUGUUUUAUGUUCCAUUAACUGAGAGUAUAUGUUAAAAUAUCCCAUUCUAGAGGAUUAAUUUAUUCUUGUAAUUGUGUCAAUUUUUCUAUUUAUAUUUUGGGAUAAUAUUAACAAUGUAUAUACCUUUUCACA